Messenger RNA from Thamnophis sirtalis, 800 nucleotides. The record is from RefSeq and is a predicted model, not a curated record. NCBI's taxonomy places the organism in Eukaryota, Metazoa, Chordata, Lepidosauria, Squamata, Natricidae.
CGUGAUGUUUUUUUUUUAUCAAUGCUCAUGCAAUUUUUCUGUUUCUUUGCAGCAAUUUGGUAAAAUCUUAGAUGUUGAAAUUAUUUUUAAUGAGCGAGGCUCAAAGGGAUUUGGUUUCGUUACUUUCGAAAAUAGUGCUGAUGCGGAAAGGGCGAGGGAGAAAUUACACGGCACCGUGGUAGAGGGCCGUAAAAUCGAGGUAAAUAAUGCAACAGCACGGGUCAUGACGAAUAAGAAGACGGUUAAUCCUUACACAAACGGUUGGAAAUUAAAUCCAGUUGUUGGUGCAGUCUAUAGUCCAGAAUUCUAUGCAGGCAGGGUGCUCCUGUGCCAGGCAAAUCAAGAAGGAUCGCCCAUGUACAGUGCCCCCAGUUCACUAGUAUACACCUCCACAAUGCCGGGUUUCCCGUAUCCAGCUGCAACCGCAGCUGCUGCGUACCGAGGGGCCCACCUUAGAGGCAGAGGUCGCACCGUCUACAACACAUUUCGAGCUGCGGCACCCCCGCCUCCUAUUCCAGCUUAUGGCGGUGUUGUUUACCAGGAUGGAUUUUAUGGUGCAGACAUUUAUGGGGGGUAUGCAGCCUAUCGGUAUGCCCAACCUACUACCGCUACCGCCACUGCCUACAGUGAUAGUUACGGACGACUUUAUGCUGCAGACCCCUACCACCACACACUUGCUCCAGCAGCCACCUACGGCGUUGGUGCCAUGGUAAGUGUUUGCCUCCUUCUUCCACUACAUCCUUCUAACCCGGCUUCCUUUUUCCUCCCUUCGUCUCCUCCGUUCUUAACAUGGUUGACAU